UGAAUGAAAAUGAAAAUAUAAGGCAGGCCUUCCAUUCAAGUUCUACAUACGAAUAGAUCUUCUCUUUACUCUUUAGCUCCUCUUGUUGUUCUGUUUGCAAGGUAUUCUUUUUCUUUUCCAUGUAAAGAAGGGAUCGAUCAUUAUUCAUUUCUGCAUAGAAUUUAUUCUAUAUAAGAUAGACAAGUUUUGAAGAUGACCAUGAUGAAAAAGGGUACAUGGAAAUGUAUCAUCUUGAGUUGUUACAAGACUGAACCCUUGCCGGAAUCUGAAAACCAGGCCUUGAAGCAUGGUUCUUUUCGUAGGCUAUCCCUUUCGGAUGUGAAUAAUACCAUUUCACCACUCAGUGUUGAAGAUCUCUCGAAUUCUUUCACUGGCCCGAAACUGCAUAUUUUCACAUUUGCAGAGCUAAGAGUCAUCACCCAGAGCUUCUCAAGAAACAAUUUCCUUGGUGAAGGUGGGUUUGGACCAGUGUACAAGGGGUUUGUUGAUGACAAACUUAGGCCCCGAUUGGAGGCUCAGCCUGUAGCUGUCAAGUCUCUGGACUUGGAUGGUAUGCAGGGCCACAACGAGUGGCUGGCAGAAAUAAUCUUUCUUGGACAGCUGAGGCAUCCACACCUUGUUAAAUUGAUUGGAUACUGUUGUGAGGAGGACCAAAGGCUCCUGGUUUAUGAGUACAUGCCAAGAGGCAGCUUAGAGAAUCUACUCUUCAGAAGAUAUUCAGCUACAUUGCCAUGGUCAACUAGGAUGAAAAUUGCAUUAGGAGCAGCUAAGGGCCUAGCCUUCCUUCAUGAAACUGAUAAACCUGUGAUAUUCAGGGAUUUUAAAUCUUCAAAUAUUUUGUUAGAGUCUGAUUACACUGCAAAGCUCUCAGAUUUUGGGCUUGCAAGGGAUGGUCCAGAAGGAGAAGAGACACAUGUCACAACACGAGUAAUGGGUACGCAAGGUUAUGCUGCCCCUGAGUAUGUCAAGACUGGUCACCUCACAACAAUGAGUGAUGUAUACAGCUUCGGGGUUGUUCUGUUAGAGUUGUUAACCGGUAAGCGUUCCAUGGAUGAGACCCGCCCAGGUCGAGAGCAGAGCCUUGUAAAGUGGGUAAGACCUCUGUUGAAGGACCCAAACAAGCUUGAAAGGACCAUAGACCCAAGACUUGAAGGGCAAUUUUCCACUCGUGGAGCUCUAAAGUCAGCUGCUUUAGCUUACAAAUGUCUGAGCCAUCAUCCGAAGACUAGGCCCACAAUGAGCUAUGUGGUCCAGGUCCUGGAGUCUCUUCAGGAUUUUGAUGAUACAUUUGCUACACCAUUUGUCUACAUAGUGCCAAAUGAAAAUGGCAGCAAGAAAUGCUUUGGAAUGGAGGAAGAAACAAAAAGUAAAGGAGAAAAAGAUGGCAGUGAAGAAAAUGAACACCACAAAAACCGGCAUCGGCACCAUUGCAAUUGGAGACAUCUCAUCAAGCUGCCUUUGUCAAGGGUAGCUUAUUCAGAUUCUGCUCUUUAUGAAAACAUUGGAAAUGGUUUUAGUUCUCCCUACACUCGCAGAAAAGAGGAGGCAUAGACAACAGAAAUACAAGUACAUAACAAUGCAAAUCUUUUUUUUUUUUUCAAAAUUCCUAUAUGUUGCAGGAUUCUAAAGACUACUAGAAAUGGAAUAGACAGGCACCUAAAACAAAAUGUAUUCUGCCAUGAAGGAUAUAUUAAAUUAUUUAUUAAUGAGCUUGAAAAAGACAAGCACCUAA
Messenger RNA from Hevea brasiliensis (rubber tree), 1732 nucleotides. RefSeq names its product probable serine/threonine-protein kinase PBL12. Gene Ontology annotation, biological process: protein phosphorylation. Gene Ontology annotation, molecular function: protein kinase activity; ATP binding. The record is from RefSeq and is a predicted model, not a curated record. Lineage: Eukaryota; Viridiplantae; Streptophyta; Magnoliopsida; Malpighiales; Euphorbiaceae. The transcript is spliced from 5 exons. Bases 193 to 1551 code for a protein of 452 amino acids.